Molecule: messenger RNA, 1350 nt
Organism: Penicillium atrosanguineum
Lineage: Eukaryota; Fungi; Ascomycota; Eurotiomycetes; Eurotiales; Aspergillaceae
Product: FAD-dependent monooxygenase
Exons: 3
Coding region: 1-1350 (449 amino acids)
Source: RefSeq, a predicted model, not a curated record
AUGGACAAUUCUGACCCCCAGGUUCUGAUCAUCGGUGCUGGCAUCAGUGGCCUGGUGUUGGCCCAGCAUCUCCAACGUCUGGGCGUGCGAUUUGAGAUCUUCGACCGCGACUCCGCUCUCGAUGCACGCAACGGUGGGUGGGGUUUGACGCUGCACUGGGCUCUACCUAUCUUGCGCGACUUGCUUCCGACGCAUCUUGUGGAUAAAUUUCCUGGCACCUUCGUGAACAAGGAUGCCUCGUCGCGUGGCGAUGUCGGCAGUUUCCAAUUUUUCAAUCUGAAGUCUGGCGAAGCACUGUACAGUAUUCCGGCUCAAGAGCGCAUUCGAGUCAAUCGGGGGAGAUUGCGUGAGCUGUUGACCAGUGGAAUUAAUGUUCAUGUCGGUCGAUACCUGGAGGUUCAAAGUUCGACUACAAGGCUCCUGCUAACCUCGUCACAGUGGGAUAAAACACUCCUGAAUAUCGAAUCAUCGGUUGAAUCAAUUACCGCCUACUUCGACGAUGGCACUUCGUAUACAGGUCGCUUGCUCGUCGCCUGUGACGGAGCUCGGUCACGCGCUCGACAGAUCUUGUAUCCAAACGACUGUCAGAUGAACGCAUUGCCAGUCCAGCUUCUUGGAGCUUCACCGUUGUACAAACCAGAGGAGAUGGGUGGAGCACAGUCUAUUGAUCCCUACAUCUUUCAAGGUUCCCAUCCUGAAACUGAUAUAUUUAUGUUCUUCAGCUGUUGGUCUCUUCCGCUGCCCGUUUUGUGUUCGGUUGCUAAUUUCAUAGUCCUCGACACUCCAAGCAACUAUGAGGAAAGCUCUCGAGACCAGUAUCACUGUCAGAUUAUUGUCUCCUGGGCUGACUCCAAAGAUAUCACCCUGCCGAGCGAUAAUUCCGACCGUGUCGCUCUUAUGAAAAAGCUGACCGAUAACUGGGCCGAGCCUUUCCGCUCGCUCGUUCAAAAUUUGCCAGAAGACAUCGAAGCGCGCUCUAUUCGCGUGGAGGAUUGGCUCUUCCAACCCGGCCGUACAAACGUACACGCUAGAGCAGUCACCCUCGGGGAUGCAGCACAUACAAUGACAAUGUUCCGCGGCGAGGGCGCUAAUAACGCGAUUUACGACGUUCUCGACUUGGUUAAGAGAGUGGACAUGCGGAACUCGAAUAGAUCGUUUGAAUUCGAGGCGCUAUCUACCUCGCUAGCUGCCUUUGAAAAGGACAUCUUUGCACGCGUUGAGCCCAGUGUGCUAAAAUCACGUCAGGCAUGUCUGGAUGCUCACCAAUUUUCCAAGAUCGCUGGAAGUCCGUUAGUUACAGAGCGAAAGAUUCAAGUAACCCAAGAGACGAGGGCGGAGACGGAGCCGUAA